Molecule: messenger RNA, 5417 nt
Organism: Manihot esculenta (cassava)
Lineage: Eukaryota; Viridiplantae; Streptophyta; Magnoliopsida; Malpighiales; Euphorbiaceae
Product: protein ESSENTIAL FOR POTEXVIRUS ACCUMULATION 1
Exons: 11
Coding region: 305-5143 (1612 amino acids)
Molecular function (GO): protein binding
Source: RefSeq, a predicted model, not a curated record
AGCUGAUUUAGCUGUUCUGACCACCCAACGAGCCCAGCCCUUCCUCCUAUCUCUCUCUUUCUCUCUCUGCAAAAGUAAUUUUCCAUCAGAGCUUGAAAACCCUAAUACUCACAAAGGAAGCACCUCUCCUCUUUGUUCUUCCUCUUCUUCUUCUCUCUUCUCCAAUUUGUAAUUACGCCUGUGCUUCUUCUCAUCCUCUCUGAUUCUGCCUUGUUUCCAAUUUCGAUCUUCACUUCUUCGCUCUCUUUCUCAUUUUCUCUUAAUCUUAUUCAGUUUUUCUGAUUCCUCCAUUUCUCCACCUCCGAUGGCCGAAGGAAAGUUCGAUCUGCCUGAUGAUCUCCUAUCAUCUAAACCGUCCGAUCACUCCUGGACCCCUAAAGUCGAAGCUUUGGGAAUUGAUGCAGAAAAAGUUUCUGCAGGUUUACAUGAUGAGACCAAAGAUCAACUUGCAUCAGAAAGCAGCAUACCUUUGUCUCCUCAGUGGCUUUACAGCAAACCAAGUGAAACCAAGAUGGACAUGCGUACUCUAACUUCAGCAUCCAUUGGGAAUUCCAAUGAUCCAAGCCAGAAGGAUGGUUGGCGCUUAGAUGGAUCUGAGGACAAAAAAGAUUGGAGAAGGAUAGCUACUGAGAACGAAAGUAGCCGCCGAUGGCGUGAAGAGGAAAGGGAAACUGGCCUACUUGGUUCUAGAAGAGAUCGUAGGAAAACAGAUCGUCGUGGUGACAAUGUUUCUAUCCGAGAAACAGCAGACAAUAGAGUUUUGCCAUCUCCUGAUCGGUGGCAUGAGGGUAGUAACCGUAACUCUGGGCAUGAAGCACGCCGAGAUAGUAAAUGGUCAUCUAGAUGGGGUCCUGAAGACAAAGAGAAGGAAUCCCGAAUUGAGAAGAGGAUAGAUGCGGACAAAGAAAAGGACGAUGCUCACUAUGACAAUCAAUCAGCAAUAGUUAGCAACCGUUCAGCUGACUCAGAUUCUCGUGAUAAGUGGAGACCAAGGCAUAGAAUGGAGGGUCACUCCACAGGUUCCACUUCCUAUCGUGCUGCACCUGGAUUUGGACUUGAGAGAGGUCGGGGUGAAGGUUCAAAUUUGGGGUUUGCUCUUGGACGAGGAAGAUCAAAUGCUAUUGGUCGAUCUUCAUCUGCAGGCAUCAUUACUGCUCCUCAUACACACAGAAGUGGAAAUGUUAUUGGAAAGCCAAACCUCUCAAUUGAGACAUUCUGCUAUCCUAGGGGUAAGCUGCUCGAUAUUUAUCGGAGACAGAAGCUUGAUUCAUCUUUUUCUGCAAUGCCUGAUGAGAUGGAGGAAUCUUUACCAAUAACGCAAGCUGACAUUGUUGAACCAUUGGCCUUUGUUGCUCCUGAUGCUGAAGAGGAGGUCACUCUUACUGACAUAUGGAAGGGGAAACUCACGAGUAGUGGUGUAGUAUAUAAUUCAUUCAGAAAAGGGAGGUCAACAGAAAAUGUUUCAGGUGCUGGAGAUGAUGAAUAUGUCGAGGGAAAAUUGGGUAUCCUCUCCUCAGUUCAAUCUGAAGUGACUGCUGAUACUUUUCAAGGUGCUGCAAACGAUGGUGCAUAUCAAACUGAUGGUGAUCAUUCCUUGUGGAAUCAUGAUUCACGUUUAAAUGCGCUAGAUGAAAAACAUCAUAAUCAUGAUGCAAACAAGGUUACUACUGACACUGCCAUAGGUUUGGAAUGUGAUGUUGCUGGGACUAUAAAAGAGAUUUUCACCUCUUCUGAUGGUGCUUCUCAGCUUAAUAUCAGUGAAAAUGGACAGAUAGUGAACUCUGCUUUGACUAGACAUUUUCAUUCUGAUGAUAUUGAUUUAGCCUCUUCUUUUGAUGUUAAAUCUAAGCUUCCUGAUGACUCAAACUCACUAUUUACUCUCCCCUCCCCUGACCAAGACAAUAGCAGCUCUUUGUUGCAUCUGGUAAGUAAAAGCGAGGCAAAAGAUCUGGAAAUGAGUACACCGCAUGAGGACUUGUACUUCUAUUACAUUGAUCCUCAUGGGAAUACUCAAGGACCAUUUCUUGGAGCUGACAUAAUUUUGUGGUUUGAAGAGGGCUAUUUUGGGACAGAUUUGCCAGUUCGCUUAGCAGAUGCUCCUGAAGGUACAUCUUUCCAAAGUUUGGGAGAUGUCAUGCCACACCUAAAACUGAGGGGAGUGUAUCCCAGUUCUGAACAGGAACAGUCUAGUGCUUUAGGAGGAAAAUUGGAGCCUGGUUUACCUCCUGCUGCUCCAGACAAUACUGAUUCAUCUGCAGUAAAUGAGUUGCGCCAGCCAUUGUCUGACUUGAGUAGCCUUUCAGCUCACCAUGUUCAGUCAAGAAUAUCUGAACCUGAAAAUCCACUUCAGUUGCCACACUCUGAGGGUCAAAGUUUUCAUGAUUUUGUUGCACAUGAUGAAGAAAUUGUUUUUCCAGGAAGGCCUGGUAGUAGCAGCUAUCCUAUCAUGCAACCAUCUGGGAAUGCUGGUGAUCCUUUAGUAAAAUCCAAUGGUCAACCAUCUCUUCUACAUGAAUUGACAGAACCUGGUUUACCAUAUCAGAGCGAUAACAAAUUGCACCCUUUUGGUUUGUUAUGGUCUGAGCUUGAAGGCUCUCAAACUAGACAACUUGACUCGCCUAAUAUACCUUCCAAUGUGGGAAGGCCUUCUCCAUUUGGUGCUAUGACCGAUCGAGGUGUAGAGAAAUGGUCUGAUGUUUAUAGACAAGAAAUGCUUUCUGUUCCUAACUCAUUUCAAGAUGCCACUGCUGCUCGCCAUUUGUCACGUAUUGAACAAGAGCCUAAUCAUUUUGGCCUAGCAGAACAGCAUAUGUCACGACAAUUUCAGCAGCAGCAGCAGCAGAUCCAACAACGAAAUAUGCUAUCAUCUCAUUCACACUUGAAUGAAUCACUUCUAGAACAUGUGCCAGGUCAGAAUCUUAUUCACCAUCAGCAGUUGGCCAACCAUCCUGUUCCGGAUCUGGAACAUCUUCUGGCACUUCAGUUGCAGCAACAGCAACAGCAACAGCAACAGCAACAGCAACAGCGGCAACUUCAGCUCCAACAGCAACAGCAGCAAUUACAUCAACAGCAAAAGCUUUUGCAGGAACGACAACAAUCACACGCUCGGCAGGUGCUUCUUGAACAGUUGUUGCAUGGUCAGAUGGCUGAUCCUGGCCCUGUACAAUCACGCGUUGACCCUCUUAGAGCUAACAAUGUUCUUGAUCAAGUUUUGUUGGAGCAACAGCUUCUGCAUGAGUUGCAACAACGGUCUCAUCAUCCUCAAAGGAACUUUGUUCCAUCUGUAGAGCAGCUUGCUCAAGCAAAAUUUGGUCAGGCAUCACAGCAAGAUCACCAUAGAGAUUUGAUUGAGCUAUUAUCCCGUGCACAACAUGGUCAAAUACAAUCCUUAGAGCAUCAGAUUCUCCAAGAACAGCUGCAGGCAAGGCAGUUGCCCAUGGGAUUGAGACAGCGGAUGAAUUUGGAAGAAGAGAGGCAUAUUGAUUCUAUGUGGCCACCGGUUAAUGAAAAUGAUCAGUUCUUCAGGAGUCUUAAUCAAAGAGCUCAUUCUUCAGGACUUAGCCCAUUAGAUUUUUAUCAGCAACAGCAGAGGCCACCACAUGAGGACCAGUUGAGCCACCUUGAAAGAAACCUGUCAUUUCAAGACCGACUGCUACUAGGGCUUUAUGAGCCUGGCUCAAUGCUGUUUGAGAGGUCCCUGUCUUUGCCUGCUGGUGCUUCGGGGAUGAACAUGGACAUUGUAAACGCUAUGGUUCAUGCUCAUGGUUUAGAUAUGCAGGAUUUGAGUUCACAAAUGCAAUCUUCUGGCCAAGUGGGAACAUUGUCUUCUGGAACGCAUCCACAUAAUCCUCAUCACCAUAUGGUUCCUAACCAAUUCCAUGUUUCACAUCUAGAUGCGAUUGAAGGCCACUGGCCUGAAAGCAAUGGGCCACUAACAAAUGACUGGAUGGAAUCUCGAAUUCAACAAUUGCACAUCAAUUCUGAACGGCAUAAAAGGGGGUCUGACAUUAAACUGACUGCUGAAGAUUCAAGUUUAUGGAUGUCAGAUGGAUUGAAUGAUGAAAAGUCUAGGCGAUUGUUAAUGGAAUUACUAAAUCAGAAAUCGGGUCAUCAAUCUUCUGAGACACUUCAGAUGAGUGAAGGAAUGCCCUUUGAGAAGAAGUCACCAUCAGGCAUUUACUCUGGAUCAAGCUCUUCAGAUCACCCUUUUGCUGUUGUUUCUGAAUGGGAAGCUAGUCAAAACAACUCAUUUGCAAUAGGAGCUUAUGGUUCUAAUGCUUGUGAAUCAGCAGAGGUUUCUUCAGCUGGUGAAAAGGCCAGCACAGAAAAAUUACUGUUUAGAUCUGAAUCUGGAGCAGCAUGUGAGGGAAAUUUAUCAUUGUUAGGCAUUAGUCAUAGUGCACAGGCAGUUCUCACAGAUCCUAAGUUUGUUGAUAAGUCAUCUAUCAAUAGAGAGUAUCUAGAGGUAGAAGGGAGGAAGCAUGGGUCCAAAGCGCAGGUUAUGGCAAAGAAUUCAGUUACUGAGAUCCACAAUGGCGUAGCUGAUCAAGCACAGCUGUCUAAUGCUGAUCGUGGAGAGGUUCCAGUUAAUUCUCUCAGCAGGCAUUCUUCUCUUGGGGUUUCUGGAUGUUAUGAUGACAAGAUUGGACAACAAAAUUUCACGGAAGAUAUUAACAUAAAUCGGGUGGCUGUACCAUCCAAGGGGCAAGAGAAUAUAUUGUUGAGGCGGCCACCUGUGUCUCGUGCUUCAUCAUCUCAAGAAGGGUUAUCUGAGCUGGCUGCUGAUACGGUUGUGAGGGGAAAAAGUUCCAGUGGUGUUGAGGGUGGAAAUCUGGUGAACCAAGGUGCUGACAGCACAACUUUUGGCAAGAAAGAUGUGCGUUUCCGAAGAACCUCAUCUUGUGGGGAUGCUGACGUGUCAGAGCCAUCAUUUAUAGACAUGCUUAAAAGUAAUGCCAAGAAGACCACUGCUUCAGAGGUACAAAUGACGGCAGCGGGGUCAGAAUCAUCAGAUGGGACACAAGGUGGCCGAAGUGGCAAAAAGAAAGGUAAAAAAGGGAGGCAAAUUGAUCCUGCUCUCCUUGGUUUUAAAGUAACAAGCAAUCGGAUCAUGAUGGGUGAAAUUCAACGGAUCGAGGAUUAACCUUUUGAUUUUUGUAAUUUCUUUUGUAUAUUUCUCAUUUUACAAACUGUAUAGGUUCACAGUAUACGCAUGGAAAACCAUUUAUUGACCAUUUCCCCUCUUUUUCUCGGGUCAUUUUAUCCCAUUGUAAUGGUAAAAUGUCUGAUAACAAAGGGCGAGUAAAAAUGCCUGUAAAUCCUGCGAUGGCGGCGAGUACGGUAACAGGAUCUUGUAUAGAUUAACAGUCGCACAUUAGAAGAUAAUCAAUUUAACAGAUUCAUAUUUUUGUCAACAA